AUGGACAAAUUAACUGAUAAAGAGGAACAACGUUUUCAAAGAACCAAGUUUUGUCAAAAAUGUUCAAAACAUUUUAAAAACAAUAAUUUGGUUAAAGUUGGAGAUCACUGUCAUUUUACUGGCAAAUAUAGGCAAUGUCUCUGUCUUCAAUGUAAUUUCGAAAUAACUAGUCCAUCGUUUGUUCCAAUAUUCUUUCAUAAUUUAUCUUAUGAUAGUCACUUCAUAAUUCGGGAACUAGGUUGCGAUGAUAAAGAUAUUCAUAUUAUUCCUAAUUCAUCGGAAAAAUAUAUAUCCGUUAGCAAGGAAAUCGCACCUAGAUUUAGUAUUAAAUUUGUCGAUACAUUCCGUUUUAUGAGUGAGUCGCUAAGUAAACUAGCAGCCAAUUUAUCUGAAGAUAAGUUGAGGCUUAGAGAAACCCUAAAAAUAUUUUCAAUCAAAUCAUUAGAUUUAGUUACACGGAAAGGAGUCUUCCCUUACGAAUAUGUCGAUAGUUGGAGUAAAUUAGACAAUGCUAUUUUACCAUCAAAGCUUGAAUUUUAUAACUCGUUAACAGAUGAACAAAUUAGUGAUGAAGAUUAUAGACAUGCAAAAAAUGUAUGGAAUACAUUUGACGUAAAGACUUUGGGUGAAUAUAGCGAUCUUUAUUUAAAAACUGAUGUUACCAUACUAGCUGACGUGUUCGAAAAUUUUAGAGACAUAUGUUUAUCUACUCUCAGAAUAGAUCCUGCUCAUUAUAUGACUGCCCCUGGAUUUGCUUUUGAUUGUAUGCUCAAGUAUACAAAGGUUAAAUUAGAGAGGUUAAAGGAUUAUAAUAUGUUACUCUACUUCGAAAAAUCAAUCCGAGGAGGUAUUUGUCAAUCAACUAAAAGAUAUGCUAAAGCAAACAUACCAAAUAUUGAAGGAUUGGACUAUAAUUCGAAUGAACCGAUUACUUGGAUUACAUAUCUCGACUGUGUAAAUUUAUAUGGAAAGUCUAUGUUGACAGAACUACCUUUUAAAGAUUUUGAAUGGGUUGAUGAUCUCGACAUAGAUGUAACUAAAAUUUCUGAAGAUUCUGAAGUAGGAUAUACAUUAGAAGUUGAUAUCGAGUACCCUAAACAUUUACAUAAAACCCAUAAUGAUUUUCCGUUUUUACCGUUUAACGAAUGCCCACCAAAUUCGAAAGUUGAGAAAUUGUUAACUACUCUAUCACCGAAAAAAAACUAUAUUGUACAUUACAAAAAUUUAAAACAAGCGAUUUCUCACGGUCUUAAAUUAGUAAAAAUUCAUCGAGCUAUCCGCUUUUCACAAAAAAAACAAUAA
Messenger RNA from Metopolophium dirhodum (rose-grain aphid), 1302 nucleotides. RefSeq lists its product as uncharacterized. Gene Ontology annotation, molecular function: nucleic acid binding. The record is from RefSeq and is a predicted model, not a curated record. Bases 1 to 1302 code for a protein of 433 amino acids. Lineage: Eukaryota; Metazoa; Arthropoda; Insecta; Hemiptera; Aphididae. The transcript has a single exon.